CAGGGGCGUUUUCAAAUGAGUGUACUUUUUAUUUAAUUGGGGUGGAGACAAACACAGCUUUGAAUUGCUACUUCGAUAAAGCAUAAAUGUAUCCUUGUAUCGAAAGUAGAGAGAAAGGGAAAUGAGCAUAAGAAGUUAAAGAAAAGUUACAAACCGAAGGAAAUUCAGAAAGUUUUUGUUUCGCUUCAGCUGAAGUCCGUGCGGGUCGCGAACAGCUCACGAUGGGAUGUUGUAGCAGUACAGAGGGUAAACGUGACUGGGAACCACUGGAGGACCGGAGCUGCACGGACAUCCCAUGGCUCAUCAUAUUCACACUGUUUUGUAUCGGAAUGGCGUGUAUUUGUGGCUUCACCAUCGCCACAGGAGGUGCCUCCAGGAUUAUCUCAGGAUAUGACAGUUACGGCAACAUCUGCGGCCAGAACAACAGCAAGAUUGAAGGAGUAGAACUCAGUGGACGAAACAUGAGAGAGAACAAAUAUGUCUUCUUUCUAGACCCAUGCAACCUCGACAUCAUUAACAGGAAGAUCAAGUCCAUUGCCUUGUGUGUUUCCAAAUGCCCUGCUACUGAAUUGAAGACACUCAAUGAUGUAAAGCAGUUUGCUCUGAAUAAUGGAUCUGAACUCUGCACCUAUGAUAUUAAACCUGGAAGAUACCCAAGCUAUCCAAACAAAUGUCCCAAACUCCCUGUUCCACCAAGUAAGUCAAUUCCCCUGUUCCACCGUUGUAUUCCUGUUGAUAUUACCUGCUAUGCUGAAUUCGCCCAGGCAUUCGUCACGUUUGUCAGUGACAACAGUGUUCUGCACCGGGUCGUCGCAGGGGUGAUGGCCAGCAAGGAAAUCAUCAUGGGCCUUUGCUUGCUGGCUUUAGUUCUGUCCCUGAUCAUGAUGGUUGUCAUCCGUUACAUCUCCAAAGUACUGGUGUGGAUUCUAACAGUUCUGGUAGUCAUUGGCACCAUAGGUGGGACAGGUGUCCUCUGGUGGCUGUAUGUGGACCACAGGAACGCCCUUAAUAGCAAAACCAACACAGUAUUUGGAAGGGAAGUGGGUGCGGACAAUGUCAAGGCCCUACUUGUGUAUGCAAUUGGUGCUACAAUUUUCACGGUAAUCCUCCUGCUGGUGAUGUUUUUUAUGAGGAAGCGGGUGGCUCUCACCAUUUCUCUGUUCCAUGUCGCUGGUAAAGUGUUCAUCCAUCUGCCCCUGCUGGCCGUGCAGCCUUUCUGGACCUUCCUCUGCUUGAUGCUCUUCUGGGUCUACUGGAUUGCUGUGCUUCUCUUCCUUGGGACUGCAGGAACAUCUGUGAAGAACAACUCUACAAAUCUGGUUGAAUAUCAGAUGUCUGGUCCUCUUCAGUACACGGUGUGGUAUCACGCUGUUGGUCUCAUCUGGAUCAGUGAGUUCAUUCUUGCCUUCCAGCAGAUGACCAUUGCCGGAGCUGUGGUCACUUACUACUUCACAAGGAAUAAAUCUAAAAUGCCGGCAACUCCCAUCCUUUCUGCUAUGCUGCGUACCAUCCGGUACCACUUGGGUACUAUAGCCAAAGGCUCCUUCAUCAUCACACUGGUUAAGAUCCCUCGUCUCAUCCUAACAUACAUUCACAGUCAACUCAAAGGAAAGGAAAAUGCCUGCGCUCGCUGUAUGCUGAAAGCCUGUGUCUGCUGCUUGUGGUGUCUUGAAAAGUGUCUAGCAUACUUGAAUCAAAAUGCCUACACUGCGACAGCCAUCAACAGCACUAGUUUCUGCACCUCAGCCCGUGAUGCUUUUGUUAUCCUGGUGGAGAACGCCCUCAGAGUGGCUGCCAUAAACACUGUGGGCGACUUUGUCCUCUUCUUGGGAAAGGUGCUCAUAGUCUCGUGUACAGCUUUUGCUGGUGUCCUGGCCCUGAAUUACCAGAGAGAGUACACUGUGUGGGUCCUGCCUCUACUCAUCGUCUCUCUGUUUGCCUUCCUGGUGGCCCACUGCUUCCUUUCUGUCUUUGAGAAUGUGGUUGACGUUCUCUUCCUCUGCUUUGCCAUUGAUUCAAAGUAUAAUGAUGGCAGCCCCGGGCGGGAGUACUACAUGGACAAGGCCUUAAUGGAAUUUGUUGAGAAUAGUAAGAAGAUGGCUCGGCACAAAGGAGAUGAUGCAGAUGGACGUGAAAUGAAGUCCAUGGCACGUGGAGGAACUUUAGCCUGACCAAGUAACAGAUGCCAAAACCUUUUUCACAUCAAUGCUCUUCAUAGAGAAGUUGCAAAAGAUGAGUUUUAUUUUUUAUUUCUGAAAAGGAAGUCUUGCAAGUUUAAAGUUUGACACUAAUAGUUAUAAAAGGGCAAGAGCUCUUGUGGGUUUUUUUAUUAAUGAGAUGGGUUUCUUAGUUUUUUGUCAUUGUCAAUGUACCUGAGCUUUCCUUUUUUUAAAAAACAUUUUAAAUAAUAGUUUGAACAAUUUAACAUGGUUUAACAUGUUCAGUUUUCGUUGUUAGAUAAUUAGUGAAUAACAGUGUUUUGUCAAAGGCUGUUCGAGAUGUUUAUUUCUUCUUAAAUUUUGUACCUAAAUAAAUUAAAACUUUC
Messenger RNA from Scomber japonicus (chub mackerel), 2545 nucleotides. RefSeq names its product choline transporter-like protein 1. Gene Ontology annotation, biological process: transmembrane transport. Bases 222 to 2171 code for a protein of 649 amino acids. The record is from RefSeq and is a predicted model, not a curated record. Gene Ontology annotation, cellular component: membrane. The transcript is spliced from 16 exons. Gene Ontology annotation, molecular function: transmembrane transporter activity. Lineage: Eukaryota; Metazoa; Chordata; Actinopteri; Scombriformes; Scombridae.